UUUAUUUACAUGGAUUAGCGGUAUCAUCGCUAGAAAUGUAGUGUAUAAGUACAUUUAAGAACUAAAUUCAUAACAAUCGGUUUGAUUUUACAAAUAUUUCAUUGUUGUAUUAAAGUGAGAGGCAUAAAAAGAGAAAGGGAACUAAAAGUGAAACAUGUACGUCUAAUAUCUCUUCAAUUCGUUUUUUUUCUCCAUUACAGAAACUGAAAAAAAACUGCACCGUGUUAACUAUACAAACACAUUAUCAACAAGCUGUGUUUCGCAUGUUGUCGUUCUUAAACUGAAAAAGGAAAAUGAAAUUAGCUAACCAACAGAAUGAAGGGAAAGGGAACGAGUUUAAGAAUGUACUGAUACUUUCAGGAGGUUUUACAGCUAUUUUCACUGCCUAUCUCGCAAUACAGAAUCUCCAGAGCAGCCUCAAUCAGAAAGAAGGAUUGGGACUUAUUUCUCUGUCAUGUAUGUAUGCGUGUAUUAUAAUUUCUGGAAUUCUAGCGCCAGCGAUCAUAAACAUCUUUGGAGAAAAGUGGACUCUAAUGAUCUCCUUUUUAAGUCACGUGAUUUAUACUGCAACCAAUUUUUAUCCAUCAUUUUCAACGCUGAUUCCCUCUUCCGUAUUAUUAGGCUUGACAGCUGGACCAAUGUGGACUUCUCAAAGCGUGUACAUUGCCGAAAUGUCAUAUUCAUACGCGGCAUCUUCCGGUAAAGACGAACAUGCCAUCCUGAGUAGAUUCAAUGGGAUUUUCUUCGCUAUGUACGAAACCACUCAAAUCACUGGGAAUUUAAUUUCGUCUUUGGUACUUCAGCAAGAUAGCUAUAAUGAAUCUGCAACCAACGAGACAGUAAAAUAUUGCGGGAAGGAAGACUGUCCCAGAGAGGUGAACGCCACUCUGAUAGAGGAGCCUGAUCGCCAUAUUGUUUUUAUUCUGCUAGGCGUGUUUCUGGCUUGUGAUGUAAUUGGUGUGUUUCUUGUUACAUGUUUUCUGCCGCCAUUGAAAAAGCAAGUAUCUAAACAAAAAUCUAGCAUUUUAAACUCUUUGACUACAUGUGGAAAAGGCUUGGUAGAUUUGAACUUAGUUCUCUUGGUGCCGCUGAUCAUGUUUAUGGCCAUGGAACAAGCCAUACUGUGGACAGAUUAUACGAAGGCAUUCAUUAGCUGUCCAAUUGGAAUUCAAAAAAUAGGAUUCGUGAUGGCGACUUAUGGCGGCUCUACAACAUUUUUCGCUCUCAGUCUCAGUAGAAUAUCAAAAUAUACCGGGCGUCAGGCGUUAUUUGCUGUGGCGGGCCUCGUUAAUCUGGGUACAUUGGUCACUCUGUACUUGUGGAUACCAAGCGCCGAUAAUGUUGCCCUCAUAUUUCUGAUGCCGGUCAUCUGGGGAAUGGCCGAAGGCAUAUGGCAAACACAAUCUAAUGCACUUGUGGCAUUUUUGUUCCCGGAGAAGAAAGAUGCAGCUUUUGCCAAUUACCAUACAUGGAAAGCUACAGGGUUUACAAUAACGUUUGUGUAUGGCAACUUCUUGUGUGUAUCAACCAAACUCAUCAUUGCUCUAACGCUUCUUGUCGUGGCAAUGACACUGUACGUAAUUGUGGAAAUACGCGUGAAACGCCAACAACGUUUUAAGCACUAAAAUAGAAGCACCAGUUCAGUCUUCCAUGCCCAGUGACACCCGGCCUGGUAAUCCAGAUCUCGAGAGUCUGUUUUUCUGUUGUAAAGACAGAUUCUAUACACAAAUUUUGUGUACGACAACUUAUUUAGUUAACAGAUCAGCCUUCGACCCAUUGUUACAUUUUGUUAUGCUAGAUAUACAUACUUUGCUAGAAAUCUAUGCCUUUGUUUAAAAUGUGGCUUUCACAUUUUCCGUUAUGAACAUAAAAUACACAUUUCUUGUUAAAAUCUAUUUUAGAUAUUUACUGUCUUUAACAUUUUUCAAAGGUUUGAAUAUUGCUGAAUAUACUAAAAUGUUUUA
Molecule: messenger RNA, 1964 nt
Organism: Mercenaria mercenaria
Lineage: Eukaryota; Metazoa; Mollusca; Bivalvia; Venerida; Veneridae
Product: protein unc-93 homolog A-like
Exons: 3
Coding region: 294-1625 (443 amino acids)
Source: RefSeq, a predicted model, not a curated record